Molecule: messenger RNA, 3798 nt
Organism: Trypanosoma grayi
Lineage: Eukaryota; Euglenozoa; Kinetoplastea; Trypanosomatida; Trypanosomatidae
Exons: 1
Coding region: 1-3798 (1265 amino acids)
Biological process (GO): protein import into mitochondrial matrix
Cellular component (GO): PAM complex, Tim23 associated import motor
Molecular function (GO): ATPase activator activity
Source: RefSeq, a predicted model, not a curated record
AUGCCUGACGCCAAGCGGGAUGCCUUAACGGCUGCAGCGGACAGAGGCGCGGUGGUGCGCACGCAGGAGGGACGGGUGACGGAGCGAGAACUUUUAAUUCCAGCCGGCGCGGCACAGCCUUCGACAGUCUCACGUACGCCGCGCAAAGGCCAGCUCAUCUCUCUCACACCGAUGGAGCGGCGACUAGUCAUGGGUGUCGGACGCAUGGGGAUGACCAUCGCCGACGGGCUAGUUCUCUCCAGCACGACGGCUAACCCCGUGCUGACAGUUGCCUUCAUCGCCUACGAGUCCUACCGGGCCAUCAGUGACUACCGUCACGGGGAGGUCAACACACUGGGCUACCAGACCAGCCUCUCGGAUGUGGCCCUACGUGUCGGGAAAGAGGUCGGAACCGCCGCAAUCGGUGUUGCCAUUGGUCAUGGAGUGGGGACGCUUAUAGGACUGAGUGCUAUUCCAGUAGCAGGGCAGAUCUUCGCUACCACACUGCUUUCAGUUACUCUGGGGAUUUGUGUUGGUACACUUCUUACAAGGUAUGCGGAUCGCAUCUUUGUACGUCUUCAGCUGCAAACACAGUAUGGCUACUCUCCAAACGAACAAAAAUCGCGGAAGAGGUUUGAGCAGUUGUUGGAGGCCCAGCAUGAUCUAUCUUCUUUUGAAACUUGUCGAAUUGUACAGCACUACCGAGAUUACAGAGUAGCGUGUGGCUGGGAAAGUCACACCGAUGUCGACGACUACCGUGCUUCGGCAGAUAUUACGAUGAUGCCUGUUUCAUUCCAACAUUUUGGGAUUGUCCAGCUGCAGCGUAAAUGGGGUUUCCUCAACGAGCGUGGUGAAUGCAAAAAGGUUUAUAAAGCGCUCCUGUUGCUCCAUCAUCCAGACAAGGGUGGUAGUAGUGAUCUCGCUGCGCAGCUCAAUCAUGAUUUUGAGGUGUAUGCCUUCUGCCAGGGGUGGCAAGAAGAUUGUCCAGCUAUAUAUCAAACAGGAUCGACUACAGGACGAGGAACUACAGAUUCUGAAUUUAAAAAACGAAAAAAGAGUCCCAUUGUUGACUUUCUGCGAUCACUGUUUCGUCCUGCGAGUAACUCCACUGUGGAAGCAGAGGGCCUUCGGCAGCAUGGGCUUCUGGCGUUGGAGGCUGGGACACCCUCAGAGCUACAUCGUCUUGAUGAGCUUAACUGGGAAUUCAAUGAAGAAGAAGAUAUAAAAGAUGGGAACCCAGUCUUCGGCACGAGCGCAACGGUCAAACAACGCAGUGUUUCUCGUGUAUUGGCAUCAAUUCAACGGAGUUAUCAACUCGCUACAGAAGCAACCACAUUUGCUGGAUUAGUUCACUUGUACAAGCAGCCCGAGAGGUGGGCACAGUUGGAGCAAGAUGUUUUCGUGUUCAACUGCCUGCAGGCGUAUGUAAAAAUUGUUGAUGAAAAACCAGAGGGAGACAUCUUCUUCGCGUCAAGAGAGCACCUCUGCCGCAGUUUCCGGUGGAGCACAAAGGAAGAAGCUCUUGCACUGCGUGAGGAACGGAGGGAGGCGAUUGUGUCCCUUUGUUUCCCCCCAACGGUAUCUGUCACCUUGAUGGAGGCGCUGGAGUUGUGGCGAACGGCAAAGAGUCUUGCUGAGAGUUUUUUCAAGCAGUGUGCCGGUGGUGACGGGGAUGAUGCAGAGGCAAUAUCGGCGGUGGAAGGCACGGGCCAGACACUAGAUACACUUUUGAACAUACAGAAAGCUCUGCAGAAGAUGACGGAUCGCAGCACAGAGCAGUGGAAAGACACAGGGGCUUCUGAUGAGGAGUGUGUGGAGCCAUCCUUUGUAGAGGAAGUAAAGGGACUUGGACUUACUGCGAGUUGUGCACUUGCCGGGGCACACGCCUUAAGUAUGCACGAAAAACUAUGGAAAAUGUGUGAAGACUAUUUCAAAGGGCGAAGGCGGAAGCUUGAGACUCUCACUUCACUCCUAAAUGAGAUUGACGAGAUACGAAGUCAACUUAAUACUCUCCCUGUUAAAGAGUGCGAAGCACUCCAAGCGCGGCACGACGACUACAUAAAGCAAAUCUUUCUUGUUCACCAUGUGUUCGGGGAAGUAGAUGCUAUCACCAGCGAACUGUAUGACGUGUAUACGAUGCACCUCAGUGAAAAGUCUGGCAUCCUCAAGAAGCUGCCUUCGUCGUGCGGGCUGUGUGUCCACGAGAAACUAGAAAUGCCUCGCUUUGUAAAGUACGAGCGAGAACGCACACUGAUGAAUUACAUGAAUCUUGAAGUGGAACCCCGAAAUGCAAUGGACCCCGCCAGCUCUCCGGUGGGCUACGAGAUGAGUGUGGAAUGUCUCGGUGAGGUGACAGCGGUUGAGUUCGCGCUACUCCGCGCCCAGUAUUCAGACCCUCUUACAGGCACCGUUACACCAUGUUGGCUGAAGUGUUAUACAUUCUCGAAGAACGAGGGUGAAGAAGCACCGAAUCGCGCUGCUGAGUUGUUUAGUCAUAUAAUGGAGCGUGAAAUUCGCGUCCCCGAAUUGUGUGCGAGCCAUCGAGUGACAUGUGUGACAGAUGUGUUUUGUGAUGAAUACACACGAAGAAUAUUCUUUCACGUUCCGCGAGGUGGUACGCAGUUACGUUUCAGUUCAACUCAUGAUGUUAACAGGAGGAUUAUGCGACUUGGGGUUCGCUGGCUUCACGACGCACUGCAGUCCAUUAUUGAGCUUCAUUCAUGUCAAUUGGUGCAUGGGGCCAUUUCCCUUUCCUCUUUUACAUAUGAUGACUUUGGAAAUACAACACUGGGGUUUUUUUCUAGCGCGGCGCGUGACCAUGUACGAGACACCUCAACUCCGUUGGAUGAUGUAAUCAACUUUGCUGCCUNCCUGCAUGCAGAAGUGCUUCCAUACCUUCAAGGCGCAGCACUGCCAGUCACUCCAGUACGUCCAUUACCCACCAUGUCAAAGGUUGACGAGAGGUUUUCAGCACCUGAGCAAAAGAAACAGUUACAGCAACAACAACAACAGGAAGUGCUUCACGUAUUUCGGGAGGUUGCAGACCGCUUGAUUGGAAAAGUGGAGCCCCAGUGGUCUUUGCUGGACGCGCGAACGUUUGUAAGACGAUUUUUGGAAUUUAGCUACGACAGCGAUGAGCGGAAUUAUCUUUUUACAAAGGAGGUGUCGUAUCCCGCUUUCUGGGCGACACACAAGAGCAUCAUACCCGUCUCACUCGUUGCGGAUCGCCGCGUAAAUCUUGAGUUGCCACCGGGCGCAGGUGUGCUCCUCAACCGCAAUCUUCACCUUUGGGAAAUCUACUGGAAGUGUCGGCGAAAAAUGGUUCAAAAACGUGGUGGUGGAUUCUUCUCCACACCAGCAGGAUUCAAGAAACGGGUUCCCUUCCUUCCUUGCAGCGACGAUUGUGAGGUAAAUGAGCGGUUUCUUUGGCGGACGUGUGGGGAUGAGGAAGAGGCCUGGCAAAUAUGUCUUGAGGGCACCCUGGACACGGCCCUUCGGUUGCGUUUAUGGCCCCCAUGGGCGCAAACAGGGGGCAGGGAGGAACGCCGCGCCGGCGACAACGCCGCCGCCAUUUGGGGGGUGGUUUUCCGCGUUUCGCUUGGCACGGUCGUUGAGGGCGAUGGCGGCUACCGCCGUGAAAAGGGAGGUCCGAGUCGACGCCGGAUCUCCUCAUUACAAAAAGACCUCGAGCGGGCUGCCGAACAACACAGCGUGCUUCUGAGCGGGUGUGGUGGGGCCGCCUCCGAAAACUGGGAGGUGGAGGUGCCCUCGCCCACUGCGCGCUGCUAUCCGGAGUAUAUGGUUUGCGCGCCUGCGUGA